Molecule: messenger RNA, 911 nt
Organism: Polychytrium aggregatum
Lineage: Eukaryota; Fungi; Chytridiomycota; Chytridiomycetes; Polychytriales
Product: Golgin subfamily A member 7/ERF4
Exons: 4
Coding region: 232-600 (122 amino acids)
Biological process (GO): protein targeting to membrane; peptidyl-L-cysteine S-palmitoylation
Cellular component (GO): palmitoyltransferase complex
Source: RefSeq, a predicted model, not a curated record
CCCUCAUCUCGACUGCCGUCGCCUUCUGCCUGGGUCCGCCUGCAUCCCGGCCGCCCGCCUCGGCCCACAGCUGUCUUGGCUCCGACUGAUCCAGCCUGCAUUCCGUCUGGCUUCCCCGAUUCACCGCCAGCCUCUGUCGUUGCCAACAGCCGACCGGCCACGCCAGCCACGAAAAGCCCAGCCUCCCUUCGCCAUCAGCGCCCCACAACCCACAACCCACACCCCGCAUUCAUGAUCAUCCGAGUCGACCGAGACUACUCUGGCGGCGAAAGCACCAUCAAGUUUGUCACAGACAUGCCCGCCGCACUCAAGCCGCUUGGAGUCCCGCCGGAGGUGUACCACGGCACCAUCAGGUCCAUCAACGACAUGCUGCAAGAGUCCGGAAGGGUCUCGGGGCAUUCGGUGCUCGAGUGCUGCUUCUCGGUCUGGACCUGCUUUAUGUUUGACUACUGCAUCAAGACCCAUUUCGACAAGACUCGCAAGCGGCUCACCGAGUUCCUCGAGAGAGAGAACAGCGAGAAAUACAAAGCCUUCGGCAUCAAGUUUGUGGAUCCCGAGAAGACGGCGUUUCUCGAUUUGGUGAUCAUCGUCGAGUCGUAGUACCUGCCGCCUAAAAAUGCUCGGAUGGGGAGAUCUCUGAAGCACCACUCCGAGCACACACGUUCGCUGCAACGUCGGCCGAUCGGUUGGUCAUUCCCUAUGUACCGCCUGCCCAUCUACUGCGUGCACUUGCGCUCGCUUGAUUCCCCCCCCAUCCCAAAACCACCGGCUGUCUGCCCCAUCUCCUGAGCUCUGUUCUGCCCGUGUCUGAUUCUCUGUCGACCCACGGAUUUGCCCUGCCUGCAUCCUCUGUCACAUUCAGCUCGCCUUUUCCCCCUUUUGUCCGCUUCCGCCAAUAUACAGCGUACCCA